Nothobranchius furzeri (turquoise killifish) is the source of this 1086-nucleotide messenger RNA. RefSeq names its product B-cell receptor-associated protein 29. NCBI's taxonomy places the organism in Eukaryota, Metazoa, Chordata, Actinopteri, Cyprinodontiformes, Nothobranchiidae. Gene Ontology annotation, biological process: intracellular protein transport; endoplasmic reticulum to Golgi vesicle-mediated transport. The record is from RefSeq and is a predicted model, not a curated record. Gene Ontology annotation, cellular component: endoplasmic reticulum membrane; endoplasmic reticulum.
CAACAGCAGCAUUCUCUGGUCAGAGCCGGGAUCAAAUCUACAACCUUCUGAUUACUGGACAACCCAUUCUACCUCCUGAGCUACUGGUGUCCCUGACAGCUGUCGUGUCCCCGUGAGCACAUGAGGCACAACUGCAUGUGUGUCGGGACUCUCCAACACUUUCCAACACACAAGUUUAGCCGAAAAUCAAAAUGACUCUCCAGUGGACAGCUGUGGCCCUCUUCCUGUAUGCUGAGAUACUAAUUAACAUCUUCCUGUGUUUCCCCUGCAUAUCAGCACAGAGAUGGCGUUUGGUUUUUGGCUGGAGAAUAUGGAGCUGGUUAUCUCCAUACUGGAACAAAUUUUUCUUUGCAAUGAUCAUGGCUCUCAUUGUUCUUUUUGUUGAUGCUGUUCGAGAGGUGCAGAAGUACUCUGGUCCUGAACCCAUGCAAGAAGCUACAGUGAACCCAAACUUGUACGAUCAUGUCCACAUGAAGCUGUUCAGGGCUCAGAGGAACCUUUACAUAUGUGGCUUCUCUCUCUUUCUGUGGCUCAUCAUGCGGCGAGUCGUCACUUUGCUCACCCAGGUUGCUGUCGCUCUUGAGACCAGCUCAGGUCUUCAGAUACAGAUGGAAAAGGCUUUGAAAACAGCAGAAAAGCAGCAAGAGGAAAAUCAGGUGCUCAGAAAUGCUCUUGUGGAAGAGGAAAAAUACCAGUCAGCAGCUCAACAACUGGUGAAGCUGGACGGUGAAAAGCUGCAAGAUCAGCUGAAGGCUGCAGAGGCAGCUGUGAAAAAGUCUCAAGCUGAAGUUGAAGCAAUGAGGAGUCAAACUAAAGGUCUGGCCCAGGAGUACGACAGACUGUUAAAAGAACACCAUCAACUGCAGAAGCUUCACUGUGUUGAAAAUAAAAAAGAUGAAUGAAACCUCUGGGAUGUGAAGAUUGUGGUUCUGUUUUUCACUUCUCUUUGUUUCAUUUGGUCUGUUUCUGAACCCGAGGGAGAACGGUUGCAUUGUUUAGUCAUUUUUCUUUUUUCAUGUUUGAGCAGAAAAACAUUUGUAUAUACAUAUAUUAAAAAAUACAUAAAAUUUGUGGCAUGCAAUAAAA